AUGGGAUUAGAGAUGCUUUGAAAUGUCUCUGCUAAAGGUUCUUUGUGCAGAAAUCAGAGGAAACACCUAGACAGGGCCACAGCCUCCCAGGUGUGCAGGGGAAGCUCACAGCACCCCCCACCCAUCCACUCCCCAUGGUGGUCUCAUCUGCUGAACCAGAAAUACACUGGGGACUCAGAGAGCCCUGAGCCCCUUAGAAUGCUCCCCAGUCCUGCCACUUCCACCCCUUUCUCAGUGAAGGACAUCCUGAAGCUGGAGAAGCAGCAUCCUGCAGGCCAGGUGGAGGCAACCCCCUGCUCAGAGGGACAGGACAAAGGAAGGGACACUGAGGACCUGGGGAUCCCCUGCCAGUCCCCAAUGGGAGAGGAAGACGAGGAAACUCAGGAACAAAGCGGCGAGGUGUCCAGCAGAAGGGGGGAGCCCCCAGAUCGCCCCCAGCAGAGGCAGAGGAGGAAGCCCCGGGUUCUCUUCUCCCAGGUCCAGGUGUAUGAGUUGGAGAGGAGGUUCAAGCAGCAGAAGUACCUGUCUGCCCCGGAGAGGGAACAGCUGGCAUCGGUCCUCAAGCUGACCUCUACCCAGGUGAAGAUUUGGUUCCAGAACAGAAGAUACAAAUGCAAGCGGCAGAAACAGGACCGGUCUCUGGAGUUGGCAGGGCACCCUCCUCCUCCCCGCAGGGUGGCAGUGCCAGUCCUGGUCAGGGAUGGGAAGCCGUGCAUGGCCGGGAAUCAGACUUUCCAUACAAGUUAUGGUGCCAAUGCCAGCUCAUACCAUUAUCCGGUGUGUUUUGGUGGAUACAGCAGCAAUCCUUAUUACUCGGGAGCUCCUAUGGUGCCGACUGGGGGCACACCAUCUGUACAGCUGGUCAGUAUGAACAUCGCAGCGGUCCCUGGCAGUGCCCAACAGGGGCAUUUACAGCCUUCGUUGCCGGGAAUCAGAGCCUGGUGAUUAAAGUACCCAAAGUCUGAUGAGGCCACAAUGGACCCUAUCUUCUCUGAGUGGCAGGAUGGAUUCUCAAUGUCUGGAUGGAACUUAUAAAGACCUCAUGGCCGAUUUAUGAAUACAAUAUCCAAUAUGAAUCUGGCCCUUAUCAAGCAGGGAUCAUUGACUUUCUGAGGAGUAAUUCUCCAUCUCUGCUCAAUAUUCUACACGCCAGGAUUUAUAUACCAGUUUAUGAGAUUAAAAUGGACCUUCACUCAUAAAUAUGCCUUCCUUUCCUUUGAUUCCUCCACCUCCCCUCUUAAAUAAUUCAAAGAAAAAAAAAAAAACAUUUAAACAGUGAAUAUAUUUUUUAUGUAUUUAAUGUCCUUCAUGACUUGUGCCAUGUUUGUGCAUGUGAAAAAUGUCAGAAUAAAAAUGUAGUGAUAAAGAAGAACAUGGACAUCAAAGACUAGUAUGUAUUCUUUUCUAUUUUCAAUACAGGAACAUUUACCAGGGAACCAAACAAAAUAGCUAGGUUUGGGUGAUGUUCCUCUUUAAAUAAUAACCAUAAAUUAAUCAAAAUGAAACAAAAGUGAGUGCCACAUUUGUUAAGUCUGGUGACCAUUUUUAACCCUUUGUAACAGCUGGCCAGUCUGGAAUGGCCACAAAGACAACCUUAUGAUGUCAACUAUUCUCCGAUUUGGAAACAUAAACUCAAAUUGCAGUAGAAUAUGUAUAUGUAUACCUAAUAAAAAGACGAAUUUGUAGGGGUUAAAGUAGAACUUUAGGCAAAACUUUUUUUUUUUUUUCAUUAUGGAUAGAGCAAGUGAGGGUUAUAGCCCCUGACAAUUUAUUUUCACCAUCUGUAUCCAAUUGGGGAAAUUUCUCUUCACUUUCUGUCCCAUAUCCAAACAAGAUGGGAGAGGAAAUCCAUGCAAAUUAGGGCAAUUUCUUGGGGACCCCCAGAUCACCAGAACUAGUGUCCUCAUUGGAAGAUUCCCAUCUAUUACUUAUCUGGGGACAACCCAAAAUUCGGCAAUUCCUUUUACUUUCACUUUAUGAUAAUUGUAAACAGGACAAAUCUAGAGGGCGAAUCUCCAAAGGUGGCACAUGCAAUAAAAACUGAUAGAUGUUCUAAUCCCUCUCUACUCCAUCCAAAACAAAACAAAAAGUUGUUCCUUUAGUUACAAAUAAAUUAUUCUGGACAGAACAAACAUACAUGAAAUGAUCUGUAAAUACUAUUUAGUAAAUAUUCUAUUAAUAAAGCCUGUCUUAUUAUGGAAUGAUGUAUUGGUAAUUAGGAAAGCAGUUUGUAAAUAGUUUUAACUCCAGAUUUGCACCCUUCCAGGGGCUAAGGAACAGAGAGUGCUCAGCAUCAGAGAGGAAUAUUGAUGGAUUUUCAAUGUAUCAAUGCAUUUCUAUGGAAACUCAUUGGUCUAAUGUACAAUAUUUUUUUUGCCAUUUAG
Messenger RNA from Rana temporaria (common frog), 2384 nucleotides. It is a transcript of the gene NKX2-6, whose product is annotated as NK2 homeobox 6. Gene Ontology annotation, molecular function: RNA polymerase II cis-regulatory region sequence-specific DNA binding; DNA-binding transcription factor activity, RNA polymerase II-specific. Gene Ontology annotation, biological process: cell differentiation; regulation of transcription by RNA polymerase II. NCBI's taxonomy places the organism in Eukaryota, Metazoa, Chordata, Amphibia, Anura, Ranidae. Bases 199 to 945 code for a protein of 248 amino acids. The record is from RefSeq and is a predicted model, not a curated record. Gene Ontology annotation, cellular component: nucleus. The transcript is spliced from 2 exons.